Hippoglossus stenolepis (Pacific halibut) is the source of this 1599-nucleotide messenger RNA. RefSeq lists its product as uncharacterized. The record is from RefSeq and is a predicted model, not a curated record. The transcript has 19 exons. NCBI's taxonomy places the organism in Eukaryota, Metazoa, Chordata, Actinopteri, Pleuronectiformes, Pleuronectidae. Bases 157 to 1599 code for a protein of 480 amino acids.
CCCCACCCAGUGUAUACCUGCGUUACCUCUGAUCAGAAGCCUCACUUUCCUCUGACGGAGCAAAGACUGAAGGUAUUCCUCUUCCUCUUCUAAACAGCCAAUUAAACAACCUGAGGGUCAAAAUAGUAGAAAAGGUGACCGAACUCUGUUGUCACUAUGGGGGGCCGCAGAACGCCAGCCCAGGUUCUGCUGCUGUCAGCUGUCGGGGUUGUUUGUCUAUCGACACUGGUCUCCACAAUGGUGGUGCUAAAUACAACAUCAGGGCCAGAUUCACCUGAAAACAGCCAACCCAGUCCAAGUAGUGGUUACCAGGAAACUUGCCAAGCAGCAAAUCUGCGAGAUGCCAGUCACAGAGUGUCAGCUGCUGUUGAUACACUGGCAGUGGAACUAUCCUGUAAAGGGAGAAAAAAUGGAAGCUUAUCAGAAGACAAGUCCAUGGAGUUGGAACAAAACCUCAGAAAGAUUGUGGACUUGACUUUGAAAGUCUUCUUUGACCUGAGUGCCAAUGAAUCUGGAUUCAAUGUUCUGGAUAUAUUUGGCAUCUUGGACAGUCUAAGUCUGGGUAACCACAGUGAUCCAGGAUUCCUCAGACUGUGGUUCUCACUAAAGAUGGCUCCUCUUUUGCCCCAUGUUGAUGAAAGCUUUUUGAUCAGCCUCAGUCGACAGAACUUCACCUGCAGUGCUUUCAAAGAAUUGGUUGGGGCAAUGAACGAAGAACUGGAGACUUCUGAGAGGAUGAAGAGAAAACUGAUCUACACAAGCUUUAUUAAGGCCUAUCUUUCAAGAAAGAACUUACCAGACCCUGGAUGCACCAAACAAGUGAAUCAGAGUGAAGAAUGGAUACAAAGAUUCGUUGGAAAUUUCUUUGUCUAUGCAAGUCUGGAGGAUCUAAAAGAAAUCAAUCCCAAUUUCAAAGCAGAAGAUGUUUUCGGUAAGCUUUCACCAGACCAGAAGGCUGAGCUGAUCCUGGAUCCCAACAGCGGGGCUUUGAGGAAUGAGACCAUUGUCAGGGAGGUGUUCAAAAGCUUGAACAUGUCCCACGAUGACAAACAGCUUCGUCAGUUUUUCCUGGCUUUUACUCGCAUCAACAUGCAGAAAAACAUCACCUUGAUCACAAACCCAGCUGUACGAGGCACCAUCUUGAACCUGACCUUAACAGCCCUUGCUCCGGGAUUUAAAGACUUUGAGCCUGAAGACUUCACGCUGUGGUUCCAGGUCAAUUUGGCCACUGUGACGGCCAGCCUCCAUCCUGGCAGCUUGGUGGUGAUCCCGAGCAAUAUCAGCUGUACAUCCUUCGCAGCUAUACUCACUGGUCUUAGGAAACCUUUGGAAUCCUUGCCACUACACCGUUCACAUGAUGUGAGAUCAGCCAUAGCUUCAUUCAAGGAGACUUUCCCACGUUGCACAGUUGCAGAGUCCUUGAUGUGCAAACAGACCUUGGUUGAUGAGGACCUCAUCUGUGCUGCUGUCAAUAGAUCACAACUCGACCAAACCUUGUCUAUUGGCAAUUCCUCUGAAGCCAUGUGCAAUGUGACUGUCAUCGCGCAUGCCUGUUCCUCUGCUACACAUCUCACACCCAACAACUUGGUGAAGUCUUGA